AUGCAGAGUCUUAAUGUCUACAUGUGUGAAUCACUGAAUCUGCCCGUCGUAGCCAAAUACUGGGGCUCCGUGUUGACAGUGAACGACUACCAGGUGUCUCGUUUCUUCCGCAAGAUUACCUCGCACUUCUGUGAGACCCUCGCAGACAAACGGAUCGCCCUCUUCGGCUGUACCUUUAAGGCGGGCACUCCUGACGUCUGGUAG
Molecule: messenger RNA, 204 nt
Organism: Dibothriocephalus latus
Lineage: Eukaryota; Metazoa; Platyhelminthes; Cestoda; Diphyllobothriidea; Diphyllobothriidae
Source: the annotation of a GenBank genome assembly